GCUGAGCUGAGCUGAGCUGAGCCCAUCCGGGCGGCGAAGCGCCGUAUCACGUCUCCAAGUACGUCACGAAACCCCGACAAACUGCCGAUUUCCUUCUUUCCCACUUUCACUGAGCCGUCACCAGAAGCGGAGCAACAAAAGACCAUGUAGGAUUUGACCGCCGCGGACUUCGAUUUGUUUUUUUUCUUUUCUUUCUUUCUUUUUUACUUUUAUCGGCUCUUGGACAAAUUGAAAAUCUCCCCGACCCGCCGCCCCGUCCCAUUCACCUCUUCGCCUUGCACCCUCGAACCGUGAACUUUGCUGAAAACUACCAAACAAUUCAACGCGUCAUCGAAAUCCCAGCCUGUGUGUGAACUAGUCGACGGGACAACACUUUGACCAUGAGCGAACAGAGUAUCUGCCAGGCGCGAGCUGCCGUGAUGGUGUACGACGACGGCAACAAGAAGUGGGUGCCGGCGGGCGGCUCCACCGGCUUCAGCAGAGUCCACAUUUACCACCACACGGGAAACAACGCCUUCCGCGUGGUGGGCCGCAAGAUCCAAGAUCAUCAGGUGGUGAUCAACUGCGCCAUUCCCAAGGGACUGAAGUACAACCAGGCCACGCAGACCUUCCACCAGUGGCGAGAUGCUCGGCAGGUCUACGGCCUGAACUUUGGCAGCAAGGAGGACGCCAACGUCUUUGCUAGCGCCAUGACGCACGCUCUGGAGGUGCUCAACUCCCAGGAGACAGGUGCCACGUUGCCCAGGCAGUCACCUCAUGUUCAGAAUGGCCCCACGCCAGAGGAAAUCGACGUUCGAAGAAGGCAGCUCCAGGAGCAGCAGAGGCAGAAGGAGGUGGAAAGAGAGCGCCUGGAACGGGAAUGUCAGGAACGGGAACGUCAGGAACGGGAGGGCCUGGAGCGAGAGACGCAAGAGCGCGAACGUCAAGAACGAGAGCGUAAGGAAAGGGAGCUCCGGGAAAAGGAGGCGCAGGCCGAGAGGGAGCGACUGGAGCGUGAACGUCAGGAGCGGCAGGAACGCGACGAGCGCGAGCGGACGGAGAGGGAGAAGGCGGAGCCAGAGCCAGAGCGGCGGGAGCAGUUGGACAGAGAGCAGCAAGACUGGGAACGAGGGAGACGCAUCUCCAAUGCUGCAUUCGAAAGCACUCUGUGCAGCCCCGGUCCCGCCGAGCGGAGCAGGACCUCGUCCACGCCGGCGUCUCCCUCCACACCGUCCCACCCGGCGGCGGGGGCCCUCCCGUCCUCACCCACCGCAGCGCCCACGCCGCCUCUGAGGCACUCGGCCUCCCGGUUCGCCACUUCGCUUGGCUCCGCCUUCCACCCGGUCCUUCCCCAGUACGCCACCGUCCCGAGGAGACAGCAGGCCUUUGCCCGAGCCCCGCCUCCCGCCCCGGCCCCCGACCCCGCCGCCGCCUACGGUUUCACUCCCUUGCCGCCGUCGCCCCCGGUCAUGAUCAGCAGUCCGCCGGGGAAGGCCGCCGGGCCGCGGCCCCUCCUGCCCGUCGCUGGCCCAUCGCCGCUCACCCAGAAGCCGCCCUCGCCGUCUCCCAACGGCCCACCGAUGUUUCCCGCGCCCUCCCCGGUCACCGCCGCGCCACACGGCCACCCUGUGGGCGUAGCCUGCCCGACCCCGCCCCCUCCGCCCACCCCGCCGCCGUUGGCCCAUUCCUCUCCGUGCGUCUCGUCUCCCCCCGCCUCAUCCCAUGCUCCCGGUUUGCCCUCUCCUUCCACAGCGCCCCCCGUUGCUGCAGUUGCUUCCAGCGAGCACCUGGCCCUCCCUCUGGGCCAGGGCCCGCCGAGGCCCAACGAUUCGGACGCGGCGGCGAGUGCGGAAAGCCAGCGGCUGCAUUCGGGGUGCUCUGAGCAGCCCCAGCCUCAGCCCCCGGCUCACCCACCAACAGACGUUGUGCAGCCAGUGGGGUCGACCACGCCCACCCCUCCCCCACCCCCACCCCUGCCACCCGGCUCUACCGCGACAUCUGCGGCGGCCGCCACCACCCCGGCCGCCACGCCCACAACGCCGUCCGGACACCCUCCCCCACCGCCGCCUCCACCUCUGCCUCCUACGUUGACCCCGAGUGGGACCCCUACGUCCCCGCCCGGGCCUCCUCCUCCUCCUCUUCCGGGGGCCCCGACACCUCCCCCGGCACCUCCUCUUCCCGCCGGCCUUCUCUCUCCUGCGGACGAGCGCCCCGUCUCGGGCCUGGCCGCCGCCCUCGCUGGAGCGAAACUGCGCAAAGUGCCAAGGGGUGACGAUGCAGGGGUGGCUCUGGCAGCGGCCUUGUUGGGGUCAACUGGGGCUGCGGGGGCCAAAUCGGACACCAGAGGCAACGGGCCUCUACCCGGAGGAGGCGGGCUCAUGGAGGAGAUGAGCGCCUUAUUGGCAAGAAGAAGAAGAAUUGCUGAGAAGGGCUCUUCACCCGAACCCGAUCAGAAAUCAGAGGAGAAUGAGAUAACAACGACCCCCAAAGUGUCAGCAUGUAGCACACCAGACAUGCCGAGGAAGCCAUGGGAAAGAACAAACAACAAUACUAUGAAUGGUAGCAAGUCACCAGUUAUAGGAAGACGAGAUUCUGCGUGGAGAAAUCCCAUGGCAACAGACUCCUCCAACAGACCCAAAUCUACUCCGACACCGACUGCAUCCUUAAGUGCCAACGGCGUGCCAACAGAAGCUGUUGACUAUGACAGAUUGAAACAGGACAUUAUGGAUGAGAUGAGGAAGGAGCUGUCCAAGCUAAAAGAGGAGCUCAUUGAAGCAAUCAGGGAGGAACUGGGCAGGUCCAGUACAGCAUAGAGGAUCCCGAUUCCCGCUUCUACAAAUCCAAGCUUGCGUGUAACCCCAUUUGGGUCACUCACUCUAAAACGAGACGAUACAGCCGCCCAGAACCAGAUAGCAAACCCAGCAGCGGCCAUGACAAUGAAGACGGCAAUUACGAAUACCUGAGAGGGUGUCCGGGGCGGCGCGGCGCGCCAUCAUCCUUCGUGACGUUUGUAUAACUUGCAUUGAUGCGACUCCUCCUCCUCCUCACAAUUUCCUCAACCCUCCCGCUGCCGCAUCCUGGAGGACUCAGCAGUCUGAAAGAAAAGCGCAUGUCUUUAUGCAAAAACAAAACAAAACAAAAAAACAUUUUCUGUUUUGUUCCUUAAAAUGAGGACAAAUGCAACAAAAAGAAGAACUCUUCAAAGAUACUGUAAGCUUCAUUGGUGCAGAAGCAAUUUUUUUUUUUUAUCCAAAAGCAUGUUUUAUGAAAAAACGGGGACGGGAAAAUCCCCCCCACACCCCUCCUCCUGUAAUGCCAUAGUAGCGUGCGUGCGAGCGAAUGAACAAGGGUGAAUGAAUGCCAAAGGGGGGGGGGGGGGCGGCACCGCCACUGCUGGACGCUGCAAAGCUCGUCUUCCUCCGAUGCUAUUUGAACUUAAAUAUGUACAAAAGAGAGAAGAAAUGAUUCCAUUCGGGCCAUAUCACGUGCAGUAGCUCCAUCAUUGUCAUCAUCGUUUCAUCUUCUUUGUGUCUGUCUUUCGGCGAGGGAAGUCCGACAGCAGCCGUGGUAGCUCUCUUGGCUAGAAAAAACAAAAUCAUUCUUCAAUAUUUUCAUUUCUCUUCUCUUGUAUGAAGCAGAGGGUUUAAAAAAAAAAAAAGUCUGCCAAGAAAAUUCAUCCUCUUUCUCAUGUUUGUUCCAAGCAAUAAGUGUAGCAUCUGCUGUAAAAAGCCCCCUCCAGCCGUGUUUCCGUUUGGCCUACCAGAAUUCUGUGGAAGGAAAAUUACUCUUGUGCAAUGAUGUGGCGUGGCUUGUUUGCCGACUGUUAUAUCCAAAAUCGUACUGCAUCCUCAGCGACACGUGCCGUCAGAUUUUUCAAUUUCCCCGCGAAACUCGCGCUGGGUGUCCUCAAGGAUGUCAACGUGCCAUUCAGUCUUUCACGUGUGCUUACUUUCUUUUUUUUUUGCCUUAAAGUAACAAAAACGUUUCCAGACAAUUAAGAUCAACAUUUUUUUAUUUUACACCUUGUAAACAAUUUGAUACUAAUCUCAUUGAACGAGCUGUUCACGGACCCCCGCACAAGUCUGUAAAAAAGAACACGCAAAAACAAAUAGCACAGCGGGUGUUGCAAAACUUCAAACCGAUCUUCAGUGCACCACCUAAAUUAGGAGGCGAUGGAGCACACAUGCUCCGACGCGUGGCUAAAGUAUCAAUAUAUUUGAAGUUACGUUUGUUCGAUUGGUAUCUUUUUGCCGCUAAGUGACAAAAUUGUUGUGGGAACAGAUAGACAGAAGCGACAUAGGCGGUGUCCGGGAACAUUGAAAUCGAUCAACAUGUGAUUUUUAAUUUGUAUUUUUUUUUUAAUGCACCCAUUCCUUUCGAACAUAUUGGAGCCAAAGCAGCAAAGACAUACCCGCUUUGAAUUCACUUUUUUAAUACUUCAUCUCAAAAUCCACCACUUGAUUUUUCAACACCCAACCAAGAGGCUAUUGCACUUUAGUACGAAACCACGAGACGCGCUCAGAAAGGUCACGGCCGCAAUGUGACCGUUUCUCACCAAAGGACUCGAACCAACAAUCAUCCUCAACAAAGUCGCCUUGCUUCGGUUUUUCACUCGUCGCUGCCGAGGGAUUUCAUCGUAGAGGCGGGCAUAUGUUACAUGCGCUGCGCACCCGCUUAUCGGACAGGUGAAAUGUCGCAAUCUCCGUCGAAUCCAUGUGGUUUGUGCCUUGUUCCGAAGUUGCAUUUUAAUAGAUGACCAGUAAUAAUAUUUGUGUAUUGCUAGAGCGUAGAUGUUCCUGUGAAGAAGGGAGCUCAAUGACCUUGGUACUGUUCCUCUCCAGGAAGAUCUGCUUGGUUGUUUUCCACCAAGUUGAGUCUUUUUUUUUUUUUUUUUUACUAUGAAGUACAAUCAGAUGUUGACCUACAAGGGUUAAGGGGAGAUCUUCACACUUAGUUUGAAAGACAUGCGAGUCCCUCACCCCAGUAAAGUGUGUUUAAAAAAGUACUACUUGGGGGGGGUAAUUUGGAAUUAGGAUAAGGAGUGUCUCUGUCCACAUGUUCUGUUCAGUGAUGGAAACACUCGUUUGUGUUGGCUUGUAUGGCGGGGAAAAGGAAUUGGGAUUUUGCAAGAAGUUGUGGAGGGGUGCGGAGCUUGAAGGCACAGCACGUUUUGGAAAGGGUGGCUUUGCAGACGUGUUCUUUUAACAUCCGCGUGGUGUACUAUACUGUGUUCAUGUUAACGAGUCUUUUCUUACAUGCUUAACAUUUUUGUUUUGUUUGAGCUGAGUUAAAUAAAAUUGCAAUACAAGACAUAA
Hippocampus zosterae (dwarf seahorse) is the source of this 5294-nucleotide messenger RNA. It is a transcript of the gene enah, whose product is annotated as ENAH actin regulator. The record is from RefSeq and is a predicted model, not a curated record. NCBI's taxonomy places the organism in Eukaryota, Metazoa, Chordata, Actinopteri, Syngnathiformes, Syngnathidae. The coding region runs from base 381 to 2792 and encodes 803 amino acids. The transcript has 15 exons. Gene Ontology annotation, molecular function: SH3 domain binding; profilin binding. Gene Ontology annotation, biological process: actin polymerization-dependent cell motility; axon guidance; intracellular transport.